AUGGCCACUCAAGAAGGAGCUCCAACCCUUCCAUGGUCACGAUUACCCCACAUCGUUCACCCACUGCCAUCAUCAACCCUACAGCCUCAUGAAGCCCCACCACCGCCACCACCAAGUCAAGUGCUUUUUACGCCAAGAUUUCGAGCCRCAACAACCAAASCUCCAUCUCAACCUACCGCAAUCCCACCUCUUUCUGCAGGAACUAACGUUGUUGCACCACCAUCACCGCCAACUGCACCACGUCAGUUAGUAGCUAAAGCUACGGCAGCACCAACCUCAUCACCUGUAGUUCCAAAGGACACACAAUAUGAAGCAGCAACCACAUCCCCAAUCGUCACUCAUGCUGCCACCCCGACAUCCUCCCCUCUGAAAACUGUCAAACGUUCACCAGAAAAAACUUCAUCUGCAUUAACUUGUUGUGUUCUGUAG
This is a messenger RNA of Cynara cardunculus var. scolymus (artichoke), 429 nucleotides long. Its product is annotated as vegetative cell wall protein gp1-like. Bases 1 to 429 code for a protein of 142 amino acids. The transcript has a single exon. The record is from RefSeq and is a predicted model, not a curated record. NCBI's taxonomy places the organism in Eukaryota, Viridiplantae, Streptophyta, Magnoliopsida, Asterales, Asteraceae.